Molecule: messenger RNA, 1883 nt
Organism: Diatraea saccharalis (sugarcane borer)
Lineage: Eukaryota; Metazoa; Arthropoda; Insecta; Lepidoptera; Crambidae
Source: the annotation of a GenBank genome assembly
GCGCACCUCAUCGACUCACCGCACCCGCCUGCCGGGUGCCGGCUGCUUGCGUCAGUCGCUAGCGGGGAAUCUCGUAACAACACGUGCCUACUGUUAAGUGAAUAUCGUGACAAUCGUAUGUUUACUUUACUCACAGGGAAAAUUAUAGUGAUAAGUGACAUAAAAUCAUUUUUUACUUGACAUUUUUACUCUCAAAUAUGCCUAAAGAAUACUUCAUUCAAGAAAACUCAGAUCAGAGGGCAUAAGCACCAUAUGCAAUGGUAACGUAACACAAGAUAGUAUGCGGUGGUUGAAGUGGCGUGCGGCGCUGGUGUCGUUUCUGACACUGGUGGCUAGUGCGCCUGCGCAGCGCGCGGAACCCACCAUAUGCGCUGAGGAGUUCUGUCGCUGCGACUCCUUUACGGCAGUCAUUUGCAAUUGCACUUCCGACUACGAGGUGACACUGAGACCUGAUGGUGCCUACAGAGUACCAUCGACGGCUUCGGGCAUAAUAAUCAACGGAUGCUCCCGCGUCAAUUUUUUACCUGACCUAGCCAGAAACCUGAUACAGUUACGCACUAUAGAGUUGACUAACAUAAUGGACGUAGUCAUUAACGAAAGAGCUCUAUCAUGGUCGCCAUUCUCUAGGGAGAGUGAAAUGCACCCAGGACUACGAAUACUCAUACAGAAUAGCACUGUUAACCAAUUAUCGUCUUAUGCCAUUCAAGGGCGUGUUAAUGACAUAAUUAUCACCGACAGCAGAAUUCACAAUGUGAGACCAUAUGCAUUUUCUAGUCUCACAGGUGUCAGAAAUAUAGAAUUAAAAAAUAAUGUAUUAUAUAACAUAGAACGAUAUACUUUUAGUAAAUUUACAACUAUUAACUUCUUAUUAAAAGGAGGUUAUGUAGACAGACUGCCCAGUAGAUUCCUAUCGGAUGUAGAGAUAACGAACUUAUUUCGAGUGGAAGGGAUAUCAGUGAAACAUAUUUCUAGUGUAACAUUUCUUGUCAGAUCACCAAAGAGAGUCUUAGUAGAGAGUAAUUUUAUAGAAAACCUAGAUCCUGAUGGUUUUCACGUGGUCACAAAGGGACCGAUCACUUUUAGAAAUAAUACGGUAACUAAUUUUAGUAAAGGUGCGCUUCUGGGAGUCACCGUGGAUCAAGAAGUGAUGUCAGUCAAAGGACGGCAGGAGCUACUGGUAGAUAACAAUACAAUAACCAACAUAGCACCGUCCUCUUUGAUAUACAAUCAAACGACGCUAUCAUUACGUGUGGAUGGUCUGAAUUUGAAUAUCACUUGCAACUGUGAACUGGCCGAGAACUGGAGACAAUUGCUAAAGGAAGAAGCAGGUAUCGUGACUUGUUGGUACGAUCUAGAAGGUCACUACAUGUCCGUCGCAACUUUUGCAGACAGUCGUUGCGGGGCAUUUAAGCAAACUUUUUGGAUAUUCGUUGUGGUCGGUCUAGUGGUGGUUUUGAUUGCAGCAUCACUCAUUACGUAUUUCGUAGUGAGACGUGAAAAUGAGAAAAAGAAAAAGGUACAGAUCGUGAUGCCAGAUGGUAAAACGUACAGAGAAACUGAAUUCCACAUUGUAGUGGAAAGAGCAGAGCUGCUUACUACCAACUUAUAGAAAACUUUAUUUUUCCGGCUCAUCUCAGUUAUUCUGUGAACUUUGUUUUUUAGCGAUCUUGAUUGUGUACUCUCAUAAUGACACUCGCCAAAUUGAAUUGUGCCAACAUUGUAAUUGUUACUUUUAUCAGUAUUAUUUAGUAUGGUAAACGUACCAUAAAAAAGCGAAAAUCGUUUUAGUUUUCUAUUAAUUUAUAUUUUGUCAAUAAAAUAUGUCAAGUAUAACCUUCUGUGUUUACUUUUGCUGGCGGCGUAGUUUGCAUAUUAUUAUCAGA